GAGCCCAACCCAAAGCAGAAGCCCAGCAUUGAAUUACUGAGGUGAGAAGAGCAGGGGGAGAUCGAAGAGAGAGAGAGAGAGAGAGAGAGAGAGAAGUCGGGAAGAGAUUUUCAAUGGCGCAGCAAGCAGUGCAGAAGAACACACUGUACGUAGGAGGACUGGCGGAGGAGGUCAACGAGUCCAUACUCCACGCCGCUUUCAUACCCUUCGGUGACAUUAAAGACGUAAAGACCCCUCUCGACCAAGCCACCCAAAAACAUCGUUCUUUUGGCUUCGUCACCUUCCUCGAGCGAGAGGACGCCGCCGCCGCCAUGGAUAAUAUGGAUGGUGCUGAGCUCUAUGGCCGAGUCCUCACCGUCAAUUAUGCCCUCCCUGAGCGCAUCAAGGGUGGUGAACAGGGUUGGGCCGCUCAGCCUAUUUGGGCGGAUGCGGACACUUGGUUUGAGCGUCAACAACAAGAAGAGGAAAUGCUACGUAUUCAGGCAGAAAACCGGGCUGCGAUGCAGGAGGCAGAAGAUUUGCACAGAAAGAAAUUGGCUCAAGAGCGAGAAGGGGAAAUAGAAGAAACAGAAAGCAGGGAUGAUCCCAUGGCCAUGGCAGAGGCAGAAGUUUUGAAACAGAAUAACUAAACUAACUGCUAUCAAUUUAAUAUGAUUACACUCUGGAGAAGUUUUUUAUUAGUAAAUUUGCCUGCUAAUUUCUUUUUUUCUUUUUUGGUCGGGAAGAUGAUGAAGCCAACUCAUUUUAGUUUUAAAAGUAACCACUGGUGAGGUUAUUUGGCAUGAUAUGGCGAUGAACUCUGGUAAACUUUUGGGAAUAUAAUCAUAGACAAUAUCAGGAAAGCCCAGCUGAGCGCUGUAGUCUUAUAUUUCCAUUUGCUUAGAAUGAACACACGGAAUGUGAGAAAAGGUCUUAUCAUUUCCAAUUGUUGUGAAAGGAAUACAAUUUCUAUAGAGCGUGACAUGUAACAUAAUAUCAGAAACAGGUCGCCAAUGUGAACCUCUUCGUACUCUUGCGUGUACAGUAUUUGAAAUUCAAAUUUGUAAUUCUCUUUA
Messenger RNA from Cannabis sativa, 1055 nucleotides. RefSeq lists its product as uncharacterized. Gene Ontology annotation, molecular function: RNA binding. The transcript is spliced from 2 exons. The record is from RefSeq and is a predicted model, not a curated record. NCBI's taxonomy places the organism in Eukaryota, Viridiplantae, Streptophyta, Magnoliopsida, Rosales, Cannabaceae. Bases 114 to 629 code for a protein of 171 amino acids.